ACAGGUUCAACAAAUGUAGUUCUAUACGAGGUUUUCGUCGAGGCUAUGAAUAGACACCCAUACUUCACACUCUUAGUAAACUGCAAUGACCAGCAGUAUAACGAUUGUGCGCUAAGCUUUCACUCGAAUACGAUACACUCCCUUGAAAAACCAAAAAUCUCAUGUUGUUCGAGUGCGGAUAUGUUAGAAAGAGAUGUGACGCAGAUUGUUUUGUUAAUGCCUGGUAUUUUUCCUUUUGGUUUUCAACCAGAUUUACAGCUCUGUGUAUUAUGUUAG
Bipolaris zeicola 26-R-13 is the source of this 276-nucleotide messenger RNA. RefSeq lists its product as uncharacterized. The annotation marks the transcript as partial. The transcript has a single exon. NCBI's taxonomy places the organism in Eukaryota, Fungi, Ascomycota, Dothideomycetes, Pleosporales, Pleosporaceae. The record is from RefSeq and is a predicted model, not a curated record.